Messenger RNA from Chelonoidis abingdonii (Abingdon island giant tortoise), 4096 nucleotides. RefSeq names its product nuclear receptor subfamily 0 group B member 2 (gene NR0B2). Gene Ontology annotation, cellular component: nucleus; cytoplasm. Gene Ontology annotation, molecular function: transcription corepressor activity; transcription factor binding. Lineage: Eukaryota; Metazoa; Chordata; Testudines; Testudinidae. Gene Ontology annotation, biological process: circadian rhythm; negative regulation of transcription by RNA polymerase II. The record is from RefSeq and is a predicted model, not a curated record.
CUGCUUUUUGACAGUCUGCCCUGGGGUAGGCACGCACGGUUGUGAAGCACUCCAGACAGCAUGAUGCUUUCCCUCUGAUCCUGCUGCUAGAGGUAGAGCGUUACAGAGCUUGCUUGGGAUGCAGGACUCCUGAAAGAGCAGUCAAUUUUCCUUUCUUUUGCUAAAUGCUCAUUCUGGUCACAGAGCAUCUUAUUAAGCAGGUUUGCAGCCCCUUUUCCAAUGAUAUGCCAUCUUAGAUGGCUUUCUCUUCAGUUCUGCCUAAUCUGAUCAUAAUAGCUCAUAUGUAACCCAGACCUUCCUCUAGCUCUCUUACCCUGGUUUUAUUUCCACAGUGAGAUAUGCGGGUUCUGGUACUGAUCAUGUAGCAAGACAUCUAGGGACAGAAGUGCUGAUGUUAUUUUAUUCUAAUUUCAUGCAGAGAGUAAAUCAGCGAGAGCUCAGAUCAACCCUUUACUACUUACAAUGCUGGUCUGGUGGACAUAUGCCCAUGACUCAACCUGUCUAAAUGAACCUAUUAACAUUAUGAAAAUUACACCGUUUACCACUGGGAGACGAGGGCCAGCAGUCAUUAUUUUCCUAAGACUUUUCAUAGUUUGGUGAUCUUCACUGGGCACCUCUAGUGACAAAAAGUUCCACUCUGCCCUGCACUGGGUAAACGGGUGUCUUCUCCCUUGUAAACAUGUCGCCUGCCUCUUUCUUCACUCCAUUAGGUCCCCCUCUGUAUUCCCAGCUAGCUUUCUCAGCUUCGUCCCUCCCACUCACUAAGGCAAGGAACUAGAUAGCAUGGCUCUUCCUUCCUUCAUGUUCUUUAGGAUUGGGCUCCAGGAUCCUGGAUGGGGUAGGCGUUUCAACUAAGUGACUUCUUCCUGCUCUAGAAAUUCCUGUGAGUCAUGGCACUCCUUGAAAUGUGAAGACAUUUCUAAUUGCAUUAGACACAGGUUAGCUACAUGGAUGUAAUACAACCACGAAUCCAAUCUGUGUCUAACGCAAUUUCUGUCUAUAAACUGAUGAAAUCUCCUGGAAAAUCAGGACAGAAAGUAAAAAGACCCUCAUACUCCUCCCAGUAUUCCCCCCCUCCUUGAAACACACAAGAUACCUGAGGCCCCAGCCUUCCUCUAAGUACUAGAGAUGCCCUUUGUAGUUCGCUGGAUUUCUUUUCUUUAUCUGCAACAACGGCAGCCUGUUGUCAACAAGGUUAAACAAACAAUCUGCUGAUAAAAUGACUUCCAGGUUGCUCUUUCCAAGGCCAGAGUUUACAGGCUGUUUUGCUACUGGUCUCUUGCUCCAGACAAAGGCUGUAUGUGUGUGUGAACUCUUUGGCAAUGACACCUGUCAUAUAGCAUUGCCUGAUUACACAUCUGGGGCCUUGGUGCCAUGGUACGGGCUAGGUUAAUGACUUUAUUUAUACUGUUUGGGUAAUCCAGAUAAGAAGGCCACUCAAUUUGCCAUCCCGAUCCUGUCCCAUCCUCCUGGCCCCAACUGGCACUUUCAUUGAGAAAAUGCUUAUCAGCACCACGUGGAGGCCUCACUUCCCUAGCCAAUCAGUCCAGGGUCGAGUUGUUUUUCAGUGAAUGCUGCUCAGUCAAAGAGAGGUCAAGGCUGCUAAGGGGGUGUUUCACUCAUCACAUAGCCUUAUAAAUACAGCCAGGAAUAACAGCCAAGGAGGUGAGAGGGGCUACUGAGCUGGGAGAAGCAGGCUGCAGUCAGAGAGCUUUGACUAGUACAGCAGCAUUUGCAAGAGACCAGUCGUGCUCACAGAUCCAUCCGGCCAAGUGCACUAGAGUUUCAUCCUCCUUGGGACCUGACGGGAUCCGCUUGCCAGGCUCAGCAAUGACUACAUGCAGCAUAGACCUGGACUAUGAGAGGUGCCAGUGCCACAGUGAGGAGAAUCGGAACGCCAUACUCUAUACCCUCCUGAGCCAGAACCUGAACCACAAAUGGGGCAGCCAUAGUCCAUCCCAGCAGCGCUGCCUGUGCCAGAAGCGUCGCACCGUCUGCCUCCAAACACCUCAGGUCACCUGCCAGGCAGCCUCUGAUGUCCUUGUGAAAACGGUCAGCUUCAUGAAGAACCUGCCCUCCUUCCAGCUGCUGCCCUGGGGAGACCAGCUGCUGCUUCUGAACAGCUGCUGGGCUCCCCUCUUCAUUCUGGGGCUGGUUCAGGAGAUGGUGACAUUCGAGGUGAUGGAAACCCCAGCCCCUAGCAUGCUCAAGAGGAUUCUCCUUGAUGGCCAGAGUAAGAGACAGGAACCUGAGAGGACACAGCCCACCCUAGCUGGGGUGCAGCGGCUGCAGUGCUGCCUGAACACAUUCUGGAGCCUGGACCUGAGCCCUAAGGAGUAUGCUUAUCUGAAAGGAGCCAUUCUCUUUAACCCUGAUGUUCCAGGUCUGAGGGCCUCUUUGUACAUCGAGAGCCUCCAACGGGAAGCACAGAGAGCACUCCGAGAAGUCCUAGUGCCCCUCCACCCAGAGGACCAGGGCCGCUUUGCCCGCAUCUUGCUGAUUGCCUCCACCUUAAGGUCCAUUCCUCCUGCACUUAUCACAGACCUUUUCUUUCGACCAAUCAUUGGCAAUGCAGACAUUAUUGAGGUGAUCACUGAAAUGCUGUAUGAAAUAACCUGCAGGCAACUGACUCUUUCAUCACACACAGCUUCCUGAGAGCUCAGAUUCAGCGGCCACUCUCACAUGCACCUCCUGAGCAUUGAGCUGAGUUUCAAGGGACAGUAACGUUAAUCUGGGAAUGGGGAUUUAGUGGGAAAGAUACUGUGGACUUGCAGACACCUGGAUUUGUGUUUGUAUUUCACUUGGGCUCAGGCAACAGCUUCAGCGUUGAAAAUCUCAGCUAAGGCACAAAUCAUUUAAGAAUAUAACUCUUAUUUAGCAUUUGUUUACAGCAAUCAGCCCCUGUACAUACUGAACUCAUAAAGCCAAAUCGUUUCUGAAGUGUGUGUGAUGUUACUAUUUCACUGCACAGCAACAUGAAAAAAGCAUGGCCAAUGUCCUUAAAACAUUCCAUACAAAAUAAUCCUCUGGGCUGACAUUUUCCCUGGGAAAUAUUCAGGUCAGAGAAGCACUUAUCUGAGAAAGAAGGGGAUUGAAUCCAGGGCUUUGAACCAAAUGGAGUCUUACUGUUUUUAAGGAUAAAAUUGCCAUAGAAAGCCUUUGUUACAUGCACACAACCUCAUUUUUAAAUGAGUUCAGCACUCACUCUGCCUGCCAUUUUCAAUGGACUGAGUGGGUACUCAGCACCUCUGAAAACAGGCCUGCAAUACACAACGCAGUGGAUUAGAGCAUGGUCCAAAUUUUGUGAUUCAGGGUCAAAUCUCAGCCCCACUGAAGUCUAUGGGAGUUCUGCCAUUGAUUUCCUUGAGGCCAGGAUUUCACCUUCUUAGUCAAUCCAUACAUAAGGGCCUAAUUUCGCAAACUCUAAUCACGCUGAGCAAUACUGAAGAGUGAAUGGAAUCACUCAUAUGAGUGCUACCAAGUAUUGUGGAAUCAGGCCCUUAUAUAGUACCUGUGCGUGUGUAUUGUGUGUCUGGUACCUUGGAAUCUUAGAGAAGUAGCCAUAAAACAUCUAUCCCUGUUUCAAACAUGGACAGGGCAAGGGCCAGACGGUAUUAAUGCUAAAAGAGUUCACAGAGAGCCACACUUUGCAACCCUUACUGAAAUUGAGUAGUCAUGUGGAAGAAGAUGGGACUACUCUGAGUAAUGUUCUACUGAAUGUUUGUACCACUAGUGUUAGGGUGGCAGAAUAUAAUACCCCUUAGUUAAUGUAUGAGCUCAAGUGACUAAGAGCUCCAUUUUAGCUAAAUGUUAUGAAAAUGUAUGCAGUGAUAUUAAAAACAGGUAGGGCUGGUGAGCUUAAGUCCAUUUGUGUAACAGUGAGUGAUAUUACCUAGAUAGUACAUGAAAUAGAGAAGGAGCUGUAGUGGUUACACAGGCCUGCAGAUUCUGCAGCUGAGCAUCUGCUUCCUAGACUACUGACUGGUUGCUCCCACUCCCCCACGCUAGGUUCUGAUCUACACAAAGAAAACAGCCUUUGCACAGAGUUCAGAGGACAGUAUUUUGUGAGUGGAUGUUAGUCUGUGAUUUGUAUAUA